AUGAAGGAUCAAGAUAUCGUCGGCGAGGCUCUAGCCUCAGUACUUCCCCAGAAUGAUAAAGCCUGGCUGCGGAUUCCUCAUCUUCUGCAACUAAAUCUCAUUCUCCUCAUCCCACUUCUUUCGUCCGCUGUAGCCGGCUACGAUGGCUCCCUAAUGAACGGCCUGCAAUCCAUCACCCAAUGGAAAACCUACUUCGACAACCCCACCGGCUCGAUCCUCGGCGUCGUGAACGCAGCCCAAAGCAUCGGCAGCGUGAUCUCCCUCCCCGUCGUCGGAAUCCUGUCUGACAAGAUCGGCCGACGCUGGACACUCCUUUCCGGCGCGAUCGUGAUCAUCAUCGCAUCCGCGAUCCAGGCCGCAAGCGUGCAGUACGGUAUGUUCGUCUUCUCGCGCGUCCUUGUGGGUAUAGGGAGUAUGCUUGUCGUGCAGCCAUCCCCCAUGCUAAUCGCUGAAUUGGCGUAUCCGACGCAUCGGGGGAAGUAUACGUGUGCGUUUUGGACCAUGUACUAUCUCGGUGCUAUUCUGGCGAGCUGGACGUGCUACGGGACGCAGAAGCAUCUGUCGAAUGACUGGACCUGGCGCGUUCCCAGUAUUAUCCAGGCUGGGUUCCCGAUCGUGCAGGUGCUGCUUUGGUGGGCUGUGCCUGAGUCGCCGAGAUGGCUCGUUGCGAAGGGCCGAACCGAAGAAGCGCGGGAGCUGCUCGCAAGAUUCCACACAGCCGGGGAAAAGAAUCAUCCCCUGGUCAACUUCGAAAUGGCCGAGAUCGUGCGCACAAUUGAGCUGGAGAACCGAGCUGCGGAGACGGGUUGGACUGCGCUUGUUCAGACACCGGGAAACCGGAAAAGGACUUUUAUUGCGGUCUGCGUUGGUGCCUUUGCGCAGUGGAACGGUGUGGCCGUGGUCUCUUACUACCUAACGCUGGUCCUCGACACCGUCGGCAUAAAAGAUACAGACACCCAAACCUUGAUCAACGGACUUCUCCAGAUCUUCAACUUCAUCGCCGCUCUCUCCGCAGCACUCUUCGUCGACCGACUGGGCCGUCGAACCCUCUUCCUCUGGUCCGCAGUCGGCAUGCUGAUCUCCUUUGUCAUCUGGACAGCGUGCUCGGCCGUCUUCGACAGCACGCAAGCCUCGGCACUGGGUAGGACAGUGAUUGCCUUUGUGUUCAUCUUCUACUUCCACUACGACAUCGCGUACACGCCAUUGCUUAUGGGGUAUCCGACCGAGAUCUUCCCGUACUCAACGCGGUCGAAGGGGUUAACCGUGGAAUUGCUGAGUGUGUACGGGAGUCUGAUUAUACUGGCAUUUGUCAACCCGAUUGCGCUGGGGAAUAUUGGGUGGCGGUAUUAUAUCUUCUUCUGCGCGUUUGAUGUGCUGGUGCUGGUGGUUACGUAUUUUGUUUUCCCGGAGACGAAGGGGUACUCGCUUGAGGAGAUCGCGGGGGUGUUUGAUGGGCCGAGUGUGGUUAGGGCUCAAUCUUUAGAGGGGAAGGAUGCGAUUGAGAAGGGGAGUGUGGAGCAUAGUGAGACGGUAUAA
This is a messenger RNA of Aspergillus mulundensis, 1536 nucleotides long. RefSeq lists its product as uncharacterized. Gene Ontology annotation, cellular component: membrane. The transcript is spliced from 4 exons. The coding region runs from base 1 to 1536 and encodes 511 amino acids. Lineage: Eukaryota; Fungi; Ascomycota; Eurotiomycetes; Eurotiales; Aspergillaceae. The record is from RefSeq and is a predicted model, not a curated record. Gene Ontology annotation, biological process: transmembrane transport; carbohydrate transport. Gene Ontology annotation, molecular function: carbohydrate:proton symporter activity.